AUGCCAAAUAUCAAAAUAUUCAGCGGUAGCUCCCACCCCGACCUCUCUCAAAAGAUAGCAGAUCGCCUUGGUCUCGAGCUUGGAAAGGUUGUUACCAAGAAAUUUAGCAACCAAGAAACAUGCGUGGAAAUAGGCGAGAGUGUACGAGGAGAGGACGUCUACAUCGUCCAGAGCGGCUGCGGGGAGAUCAAUGAUAAUUUGAUGGAGCUGCUCAUCAUGAUCAACGCCUGCAAGAUAGCAUCCGCUUCCAGAGUCACCGCCGUCAUCCCCUGCUUUCCGUACGCCCGCCAGGACAAGAAGGACAAGGUGGGGGUGAGGGACAUCUGGAGCCGUGCCCCCAUCUCUGCCAAGUUGGUGGCCAACAUGCUGUCCGUGUCAGGUGCUGACCACAUCAUCACUAUGGACUUGCAUGCCUCACAAAUACAGGGAUUCUUCGAUAUCCCGGUGGACAACCUCUAUGCAGAGCCCGCUGUGUUAAAGUGGAUUAAAGAAAAUAUACCUGAGUGGAAGAACUGUACUAUCGUCUCACCGGAUGCUGGAGGAGCAAAAAGGGUCACUUCCAUAGCAGACAGGUUAAAUGUGGACUUUGCUCUCAUCCAUAAAGAGCGGAAAAAGGCGAACGAGGUUGACCGCAUGGUACUCGUCGGGGAUGUGACGGCUCGAGUUGCCAUCCUCGUAGAUGACAUGGCAGACACCUGUGGGACCAUCUGCCAUGCUGCUGACAAAUUGAUUUCUGCCGGUGCCACAAAAGUGUACGCCAUCCUGACUCACGGCAUCUUCUCCGGGCCUGCGAUUUCUCGCAUCAAUAACGCUUGCUUUGAAGCUGUUGUGGUCACUAAUACAAUACCCCAGGAAGAGAAAAUGAGGCAUUGUCCCAAAAUACAGGUUAUCGACAUCUCCAUGAUCCUUGCAGAGGCCAUCCGGAGAACCCACAAUGGCGAGUCGGUGUCGUACCUAUUUAGCCACGUCCCCUUGUAA
This is a messenger RNA of Nerophis lumbriciformis (worm pipefish), 978 nucleotides long. The record is from RefSeq and is a predicted model, not a curated record. Lineage: Eukaryota; Metazoa; Chordata; Actinopteri; Syngnathiformes; Syngnathidae.